UAUCUUCAAUGUUGGUGAUCCUGGAUUCUGACUUUCAACUGUUUUUCUCAUGUCAUGUAUACAAGCAUGGCUUCUAUAGUGGGAAAUUCUGACAGACGUGCUUUACUAAAUGUUAUAUUAAAAGAAUUGACGAGUGAUGUCAAGAGCCCUGCGUAUGACUAUUUAAAGAAUAGUCUCGUUUCCUCAAGACCUCACCUAGUAGGUGCUUUAGCAUGUGCUGCAGAAACGAAUAAAGAAGAAGUAUUAUCAAGCUCGUUCCCUCACGAUGACUGUGAAUUUCUAUUAAACACAAGCAACGAUGAAUUUUAUCAGUUAUUCAAAUUCAGGAAGCAGACAAUGAAGGAUUUAAUUCAACUUAUGGAGCAUAGAUUACUCAAGGGUGAAGAUGAAGAUGGAACUCCAGUAACAGUUACGAAAAAAGUUCUUAUGACGUGUUGGUUGAUGACCUCUGCAGAAGAAUAUUUUAUGGCUUCAGAAGUAUUCAACAUUAGUGUCAGUUCAGUUGUGCACAUUUUUCUUGAAGUUUGUGAAGAAUUGACCAAGUUAACUACACAAUUUGUAAAUUGGCCCUCUGAUGCAGAACAGACAUCAAUAAUUGAUGCAUUUGAGAUGACAUAUGGAUUUCCUGGUGUUGUUGGAGUCAUUGGCUCAACAGCAUUUAAUAUCAGUCACCCAGUGAUAUUGAGUGAUGACAAUCACUAUUAUAAUCCUGCUUCAGACCAACAUUCAAUAGUUAUCCAAGCUGUUUGUGAUCAACACAUGGUUUUUCGUGAUGUAUGUGCAGGUGUACCAAGCAGAAGAACUUCAGCUGAAAUACUGAGGGAUAGUCCUCUGUAUAUGCGACUUGUUAACCGAAGUGCUCCAUUAAUGAAGCCUCAAACUUUCAUUCUUGGAAGUAGUGAUUAUCCCCAGUUACCAAACUUACUAACUCCAUAUGCUCCAGAGGCUCGGGGUCGACCACUUGAUAAUACUGAAUCUAGUUUCAAUAAGCAACAUGCUGCAGUAGAAAGUAUAAUUCACAAGUGUUUUGACAUAUUAAGAGUUCGAUUUUCAAAACUUAAAUAUAUUAAUAUCCCUGAUAAUUCAAAGGCAACACAUGUUGUAUUGGCUGCAUGUGUUCUACAUAAUUUUGCUCUAUUUAGAGGAGAUAUAAUGAUUUAAUAUGUAUUAAUACUGUACAUAAUUUUAAAUUACUAUAAUUAUUUUUAUUACUUGGAAGAAGAAACUUUCUGAGUAAACACAUUCUAAAUGGAGCAGUGUUUCAAAGAAGUUAGAGAUAUAAAUAAUCAGCAAGAGGGGAAAUCUUCAAAAUUUUUAUAAUAAUUGUGCUUUAAGUUUUAUAGAGCUUUAGAAGGAAGAUCAGUAGUUUGUUGUAAAUGUGUGUUAAAUGGCAUUUAUCUGGAGAUAAACCAAGAUUUUAACAUAAUAUUUAAAUAUAUAAAUUACUACAUCCAAGAAUAAAAUUUAAUAGCAUUUAUUUGCAUUUGAAUGACGUACAAAUGAAUAUUGUUAAGUAAAUCAUUGAUACAUUUUUGUAAGUGCAUUUAGAACAUUUAUGUGUUUUUGACAUGCAAUAUGAGCCAUUUAUUUCUUUGCAGAAAUAAAGAUCAAAUCCGAAGGUUUCAGAAACAUAUUUUUUACCAUUUUGUUUUCAGUAGAUCAUGUAUAGGGCACCAAAAAAGUCUCGGUACUGGGUCAAGUCAGAGCCUUCUAUUAAAAAUGGCAAUGAUGUUGGUAGCAAACACAUGGCUGGGAAACAAGUAAAGGGACAACACUUCCAGCAUGUUAUGAUUGUAGUGACUGCAGUAUUUACAUUUUCUUUUGUUGCACACUGCUACCAACAUAAUUUUUGUUGCAAACACCAAGGGACCACUAUGGAGAGACUUUUUCUGGCAUGCUGUAUAUUUCAUAAUAUAUUAGCAAUCUACCAAAAACUGAAUUAAUUUAAUAUUGAAAAUUAUUUUAAGAAUUUAAAUUUUGCGAGAUGUACUGUUGGAAAAAAUAUAAUAUUAACUGUCUUAUAUGGAAACCGUAUUUCAGCCCCUUAUAAGAAUUUAAGGAAAAUUUAAAAAUAUUAGUACAUAAACAAUCGAGGCAUCCAGGGAGAGGGGAAGCUAACCCACAAAAUUCAGAAUAUUCAUUUACGAAUGUUCGAUUAUAAAUACAUUGAAGAUGUCAAUAAAUCUAUCUUUUGAAUUUUGUGAGUUGGUUCCCUCUCUCACUGGAUGCCUCAAUUAUCCUUGUUAAAGAAAAACAUGUUGAAACUUGAGAACUAAUAAUUUUUGAUAGAAUAAUACAUGAUGCUGAGAAAAAUUUCCUACAAGAAUCUUUUUGUAUUUUUGUUGCUGAUAUUUCUUACUUAUAAAAAUUGUUGGGUUUCAUGUGAUAUCUGAUUUGUAUUGUAUGAUAUACAUUGUUUAAGGCAUUUAACACCACCUGUUUAUUGGUGGAAAAUUCAUUCCGUAUGAAUACAUGUGUUUAUUGAAUAUACUUGUGUGUAGUUCAUAGCAGAAGUCAGCUUUAUAACAGAGCGAAACAGAAACAAUGAAAAAUUUUGUUCCAGGAAUUACUUUUUAUUUUUUUAAACUGUUGUGCUUGUAAACAGUGAAAUGUCAAUUAAAUAUGACCGAGGUAGCAUGUGUAGUAAGUUAUUUCUUGCAACAUUCCUAAAUUGUGUAUUAACAAUUAUGAGAUGUGUGAGAAAUUCCUUUUAAGAACAUAAAAAUAAAUGUAUAUUAAUAUACAUAAGAUCAAUAGAUGAUGUUCGUAUGACUAAUUUUAUGUUAAAUUAAUUUCAGUUCUUAUAUGCCAUUUUUAACCUCAGUUAUUUCAAUUAAUGAGGGUUUGUGCUUUUAAAAUAAUUUAGAUUUCAGCAUUGAUGGAUGCUAUAUACAUAUUCACUCAUCUUAUGACAGCUUGUAGAAUCUUAUGAGGUACGUAGUGAAACCCCUUACAAAUUAUAUCUUACUAUGAAAACCGUUGUUAGUUAGUACUACAAAUUAGUAUUUUAAUAGUUUAUGAAUAAUCAGAUAUUCAUUGCAUAUAAAUCUAAUUUUCAAAAUAUUUGUCAAAGAACUUAUUACAGGAUUUCAAUGUUCACUCCUGGAGAAUGUUUUUGUUGAAAUGAAAUG
Gryllus bimaculatus (two-spotted cricket) is the source of this 3131-nucleotide messenger RNA. Lineage: Eukaryota; Metazoa; Arthropoda; Insecta; Orthoptera; Gryllidae. The record is from the annotation of a GenBank genome assembly.